AUGAAUAUUUGUGAAUGCUGUGCUGUCAAAAGCUUACAGGUGAUAAAUGUCAUGACCUCUCUGCAGGGUGGAGAUAAUGCAGGAGAGAUUAGCAGAGCAGUGAUGAGAUCUGUGAUGACCAACAAUUGCAUGAGCCAGUUUAGUGGCACUGGGCAGAAAGGAAAAAUGGCCUUUAUUGGAACACCCCUUUACAAAAUCAUUCUUUCUGCUGCACGCAAAGCAUCAAAGAAAACUGUUUCGUUUGAAAUAAUUAAACGAGAAGUUUUAGACGUUCUCAGAUUCGCCCCAUACCUUCCUGGAGGAACUAAUUAUGCUAAGAAAAAAGCGGGAAAGAAGUCGAUUCAAAUAAUCAGAUUCCGAAUAUUAUAUGGACUGAUUUUUCCAAAAGUACAAAUUUUAUUUGCAAAGAAGACUUUUCACAGAGAAGAAAGAUGUAUGGAGAAACAGGGUCUCCCUGAUGACAUCCGGGUUGGACUUGGAAUUUCUCAGAUAAAAAGCCACUUUGAAGGAUAG
This is a messenger RNA of Ostrea edulis (European flat oyster), 513 nucleotides long. RefSeq lists its product as uncharacterized. The record is from RefSeq and is a predicted model, not a curated record. The transcript is spliced from 5 exons. Bases 1 to 513 code for a protein of 170 amino acids. NCBI's taxonomy places the organism in Eukaryota, Metazoa, Mollusca, Bivalvia, Ostreida, Ostreidae.